AUGCCGGAGCACAGCGAUGCCAGCCUGCCUCCAGAAGAAAGACUACAGGUUUUGGUACAGAAGGGGACAUCUGUGGAAGUGAAUGAUGACAUUCCACUGAAGCGCUACUACCGAUCUGGGGUAGAAUUGAUCCGCAUGGCCAAUGUGUACACAGGCGAAGGCAAUACAGAACAUGCUUUUAUCCUGUACAACAAAUACAUCACGCUGUUUAUAGAAAAGCUUCCUAAGCAUCGAGAUUACAAAACUGCCAAUGCUAUAGAAAAGAAGGAAACGUUAAAGAAACUAAAAGAAGUAGCUUUCCCAAAGGCAGAGGAGCUCAAGAAAGAGCUGCACAAGCGAUACGGUAAAGAAUAUGCAGAGUUCUUGGAGAGAAAGAAAUGUGAGGAAGAGGAGUGUGCACGCCGGUCAGCUCUGCAGAAGCAGCUAGAAACUGAGAGGGAAAGGGUGGCGCUCAUGAGAAAGCAGCAAGAACAGCAGGAGCAGUUCCAGCCUUUGAGGAGAUGAUCCGAAAGAAAGAACUGGAGAAUGAGAGGCUUCGCAUCCUACAUCAGUUCUCAACGGACACCUCGGGGUCAAAGAUGUCUGGAGGACCCCUCAUCCCAGGUGUUAAUGAGCCCCCUGCCAUUGGACGGCUCCCCACAAAUGAUACUGUCCUACCACCACCACCUGUUGUAGACAGGACUUUGAAGCCAGCAAGUCUUCAUGAAGGCUCUGCUGGCACAGAUGGACUGCGCCAUGUCAUGAUUCCUGAAGAUGUAUGUGUGACGUUUCUGAGACUGGCAGAGCUGAACACACAGAAAGCAGUGGAGACCUGUGGCAUCCUGUGUGGGAAGCUGAUGCGGAAUGAAUUUACCAUCACUCACGUCAUUGUGCCUAAACAGUGUGGUGGUCCCGAUUAUUGUAACACUGAGAACGAGGAAGACCUGUUCUUGAUUCAGGACCAGCAUGGGCUUAUAACACUGGGAUGGAUACAUACCCACCCAACACAGACUGCCUUCCUGUCCAGUGUGGACCUGCACACUCAUUGCUCCUAUCAGAUGAUGCUUCCAGAGUCCAUUGCCAUUGUCUGCUCUCCAAAAUUCAAUGAAACGGGCAUUUUCAGGCUAACAGACUAUGGCAUGAAGGAGGUUGGUGAAUGUCGACAGAAAGGAUUCCAUCCACACUGUAAAGACCCUCCCCUAUUUUGUGCCACCAGUCAUACUACAAUCUGUGACCAGGAUGUCGUCGUCAUGGACCUGCGAUAA
Staurois parvus is the source of this 1244-nucleotide messenger RNA. Lineage: Eukaryota; Metazoa; Chordata; Amphibia; Anura; Ranidae. The record is from the annotation of a GenBank genome assembly.